AAACGGGGCAAAAUUCACGUAAGAAAAGUCUCACUUAGCAACAAAAAUUGUGGUUGUAGGUCAAAGACAACUUGCACUCAGGGGUUAAUAACUCAUUACUUAAGCAAUUGGUUUAAACCACAGAUAAAAAUGUGGUUUUUCAAAGGUCUUGAAGCUUCUUGUAAGAAGACAUUGAGCUAGAGUUUUGCCAGAAGGCACUGCCCAACCCCAAUCUCCAUGCUGCUGAGAAGAACAAGCUUUUGAUCUGCUCCUGUAAGAUUCAUUGGAGAGGACUAGCAGCUUGGUUAGGGUGUUAGGAACAGGAAUUGUCUGGUGGUCACACCUGCUGCUCUGUGAGUGGAAGGGGUGGGGCUAUGGGAUUCUGAAUACCUUCUCCACAUUAGAGAGCACCUGUGCAAGAGGAGAGCUUUUUGCUGGUGGUUUUCCAUUGCUGUAAGUGUGUGCUUGAUGGAGAGAGGGGUGGGUCCAGGAAUUUGAGCCCCAGCAUAAUUACUCAAAUAGCAGUCCAUUUUGUUGAAAGGGGAAACUAAUUUUCAGAAGUCAAUUGGACUGAGGUAAUACAGGCAAGUGAGCAGUGGAACUAUUUAACUCAAAUGUGUGUUGUAUUGAAUAGACCAAAUCCAUUAGAGACCUUCUGUCCUGCAAUGGACUGGUUUCUCAUGACUGCCUUGUAGCCAGUAGUUGAGCUUGUAAAAAAUGCUUGUCUGUAAUUAAGCUAACCAUGGUUUAUUCAACUAAACUACUUUUGGGGCACACAUAACAUAGCUGCAUAGGUUGGAUUUAAGCAACAUGCUGUUUUAAAAUGUGGUAGACUGAGAUAUAAUCCAGUGUUUGGUACCUACACAGCUACCUCUCCUCAGUUACACAAGCCAGCUGUGUGACAAUGGCUCAGUCAUCCCAUUAUUCAGACUAAGCAAGGGGUUGUGAAGCUAUGUUUUAGGGGCAGGGAGGACCCAGAAUUAGAUUAGAACAAUAAGGUAAGGAGUAAAUGAACAUUGGUCCUAAGGCACGCAUUUGCUUUCUUUUAUUUAUGUUUAUUGUUGAAAAAUGGUUGUGGUAGCUGUUUUCAUCUACUGAAAACAUACAUGUGCUUUUCUUAGGUUAAUGAUGCAGCAAAGUAUCUAACCUCUAUGUCUUUGAAAUUGAAAUAGGUAAAUGUGGAAAUAAGUAAAAGGGUUUUGCCACCUUCCUUCUCAAAUCUUUCGGAGCUGAAUUGGAAAGAUGUGACUGGAGAGACUUUCUUCAAACUCAUAGCUUCCAACUGAGAUUACGAUUCCCAGCAUUGUCUGUCAUCUUUUGGUUACAUUGGGCUGAGAUUUGUAGGAUUGAGAAUGCCAGAUUGAGAAAGACUAAUCUAAGAUAUUAAUAAUAACUGGUAUACUUGCAUAGGUAGUGAACUGAAACAAACAGCUCUUCAUUUAAAAAAAAAAACUUUGUUGAGUUGCAUCUAAAUUAAUUACCUAGAAACAGUGGCCAUUUUAAAAAUAGUUUUGCAUCCAAUCAAACCUUUUGGCAACUUUCCACAACCUGGAUUCCUCCAAAUAGUUUUGUUACCAGUUUCAACCUAACCUGACCAACUGAAGGUUGUUAAUAGAAAUGAUAAGGAGAGAGAAUUAAGAAUUAUUGGCAAUGUAAAAUAUUAUUUUAUCUGUUGAUAGAUUUGAGAUGUUUUUUUAAACCUAAAAUCAUUUUUACAAAAUCCAUCAUCCAGGGUGCUCUUAUAAUUUCCCUAGAAUUAAAUACUUUUGUAGCUCUCUUUUGAAAUAAUUUUGAAAAAUUAGGGAAAUAAUUGAUACAGCAUUGAAUCCUCUAAUAUUAAAGAAGCAUGGUAUUAGUAUGUUGGCCAAUCUUUCUCUUAAAACUCCACUACUUGUACCAUAUAAAAGCACAGAAAAAAGUUGCAGUAAGAAUUAAGCAUUAUGAGAGUUUGUAGUUUCUUAUCUUUCUUUUUUGAAAGCACAAGGGAGGUAUGUAAGUUUUAGCUACAUAAUGAUUUUUUCCCCUGCAAAUGAACAAUAUAAUAACGGUUUGCAUUAAGUAGAGGAAGCUAAAAUGGAUCCUACAGAGAAGAAAACAUGGAAAGAAGCUAAACCUUCCCUUUCAGAACAUUAAACUUGAGAUAUGUAGUGAAUAGCCUGUAGAGAAAGUGGAACUUCACCAGAGUCCUUGUCUCAUGACUUGUCUACUAUCAAAAGUUUAUAUAAGAUGCUUCAUAUGUUAUUUCUCCCAUAUAUGCCUAUGCACUAGUGUGGGAAGCCAUUGUAAGACUCAAAAAGGUUUAGAACUCAGUUUGGAAAAGAUCUAGUUUCUUCUUCCAGUAUAAAACCAUUUUAUCAAUGACCUCUUCUGAGAAUACUGUUGGAUUUUGAAUAGUGUGAUCUGGCUUUGAAAAUUGCUUGGUCAUAAAACUUAGCAACCUUGGGAUACUUACUCCAGUUUAGCAAUCUUGGGAUAAUAGCUUAUCAUGAAGUAUAAUGAGCUUAGUAUAACCUCAGCCCAUUGUCUUUCACUAAGAAGAUAUAAAGAUAAAAUAGUUUCCAAAGAAGUACCAAGUCAGUUUACUGCAAUGUUUCUCAACAUUAGCAACGUUAUAAUGUGUGGACUUCAACUCCCAGAAUUCUCUAACUAGCAUUUCUUGUUUUUUGCAUAUAGAGAGUUGAAUUCCUUUACUCCCCCUUCUAGUUUUAUUGCAAUAUAAUGGAGAUUAUGGAAAAGGGAUAGGAUUCUAGUUUAGGUAGACCUGUGAGUUUGUUCAUUGCACUGUUGUCAGACACACAUGAAGAAGUUACAUUGAGUGCUAUCCUAGGUAUUCUAACCCCAUGUGGUUUUUGUGUCUCAAAAGUCUACCUUAUGCAACUUAGUAGUAACUAGGUUCUGCUUCACUUCCAAAGUUACACUAGAUGAUUAGCUAUGAAUGCUAGUGGCCCAGGAUAUCCUCUAGCCUCUCUCUAUGUGGGUGACCUGCAUCGAGAUGUUACUGAAGCCAUGUUGUACGAGAAGUUCUCACCUGCUGGGUCCAUCAUGUCCAUUAGAGUUUGUCGAGAUGUUUCCACGCGGCGGUCUCUAGGUUAUGCGUACAUCAAUUUUCAACAGCCUGCUGAUGCUGAACGGGCUUUGGACACCAUGAAUUUUGAAGUCAUAAAAGGUCGGCCCAUUCGUAUCAUGUGGUCCCAGCGAGAUCCUGGGCUCAGGAAAUCAGGUGUCGGAAAUAUUUUCAUCAAAAAUUUGGAUGAUUCCAUUGAUAACAAAGCCUUAUAUGAUACAUUCUCAACUUUUGGAAACAUUCUUUCUUGCAAAGUUGUUUGUGAUGAGAAUGGAUCUAGGGGUUAUGGCUUCGUCCAUUUUGAGACCCACGAGGCAGCAAAUAAAGCAAUUGAUACAAUGAAUGGAAUGCUGCUAAAUGAUCGCAAGGUAUUUGUUGGCCACUUUAAGUCCCGCCGAGAGCGAGAAGCAGAAUAUGGAGCCAAAGCAAUGGAAUUCACUAAUGUCUACAUCAAAAACUUUGGCGAGGACAUGACUGAUGAGAGGCUGCAGGAAAUAUUCUCAAAAUUUGGAAAAACUUUGAGUGUCAAGGUCAUGUUAGAUAAUACUGGCCGCUCAAAAGGAUUUGGUUUUGUCAAUUUUGAGAAACAUCAAGAUGCUCAGAAGGCCGUUGAGCAGAUGGAUGGAAGUGAGAUCAAUGACCGAACAGUAUUUGUUGGCAGAGCCCAAAAAAGGAUGGAGAGACAAAAUGAGCUGAAGCGUAAAUUUGAACAAAUCAAGCAGGAAAGAAUUAACCGAUAUCAGGGAGUAAACUUGUAUGUAAAGAACUUGGAUGAUGGCAUUGAUGAUGAGCAUUUGAGAAAAGAAUUCUCACCUUAUGGAACCAUAACAAGUGCCAAGGUAAUGACGGAUGGCGGACACAGCAAAGGCUUUGGGUUUGUAUGUUUUUCUUCCCCAGAAGAAGCAACCAAGGCUGUGACUGAAAUGAAUGGACGUAUCGUCAGCACUAAGCCUUUGUAUGUCGCCCUUGCCCAACGGAAAGAGGAGAGAAAAGCCAUUCUCACCAAUCAAUAUAUGCAGAGGCUGGCCACCAUGAGGACCUUUCCUGGUCCCCUCCUAUGUUCUUUCCAGCCUUCUACGAGCUACUUCAUGCCCUCAAUUCCACAGCCACAAACUAGAGCUACUUUUUACAGUCCUAGCCCUGUUGCCCCGGUCCGCCCAGCCCCACGCUGGAACACGCAGUCCUCCAGACAUCCUUCAUCCUAUCAUGCAGCUUCUCCAAUGUUAAGAGCCAAUGGACCCCCUCGCCGCCUCCUCUCCAAUAUCAGCACUAUGAGACCAGCCUCCACUCAAGUUCCCAGAGUACCAUCCACUGGCCAGAGAGUGGUCAACAUUGGAACCCAGACCAUUAGUACAAGAGCAUCCUCUUCUCCAACUUUCUCACGUGGUAUCUCGCAGUACAAGUAUUCUUCAGCUGUGAGGAAUGUCCACCCUCUGGGCGCAGUAACAUCUCAGCCAAUGCAACAGGCUGUAGAACCAAUCAUUCAUAUCCAUGGACAGGAGCCUUUGACCACAACCAUGUUGGCUGCAGCCCCUCCUCAAGAACAGAAACAAAUACUGGGUGAACGUCUCUAUCCUCUAAUUCAUGCAAAGCACCCUACCCUGGCUGGGAAGAUUACAGGCAUGCUGUUGGAGAUUGAUAAUUCUGAUCUGCUACUUAUGCUGGAGUCACCAGAAUCCCUUCAGUCUAAGAUCGAGGAAGCAGUAGCUGUGCUUCAAGCCCAUCAGAUCUCUGAAGCAACCCACAAGAGCAGUUCAAUGGCAUUUCACCCCUGACGAAGGAAAAAAUGAAAACAGACAAUCUCCACUGAAGAGGACAAAACCAUCAUGUUACCAGAGAUUUUGUGAAUAUCUCUUUAAACUAGUUGUUCUUGCAAAAAUCUAGCCUGAUUUGAAUUGUUUUCUUUUUUGCACUGAAUAGCUAUUUAUAGUAACUUUUCCCGUAUGUAAUCCUGGUAAUAUAUGAUAAUGAUGCAGUAGGAAGAUGAAAUUGGAACAAAAUGAUUCUCUUAUGUUGUUUUUUUGCAAAUUUAGUUUUCAGUUCUGGUUCUUUUUUGUUAACCUUAAGCUUGAGAGUCUGUAAAAAUAUUUUAUUUAUUCCUACUGUUGACUUGA
This is a messenger RNA of Thamnophis elegans (Western terrestrial garter snake), 5157 nucleotides long. It is a transcript of the gene PABPC1L, whose product is annotated as poly(A) binding protein cytoplasmic 1 like. NCBI's taxonomy places the organism in Eukaryota, Metazoa, Chordata, Lepidosauria, Squamata, Natricidae. The record is from RefSeq and is a predicted model, not a curated record. Gene Ontology annotation, cellular component: ribonucleoprotein complex. Gene Ontology annotation, molecular function: RNA binding. Bases 2911 to 4818 code for a protein of 635 amino acids. The transcript has 15 exons.